Molecule: messenger RNA, 609 nt
Organism: Micromonas commoda
Lineage: Eukaryota; Viridiplantae; Chlorophyta; Mamiellophyceae; Mamiellales; Mamiellaceae
Exons: 1
Source: RefSeq, a predicted model, not a curated record
GCCGUCGCCGACGGCGCCCUGCUCGAACUCCUCUCCCCGGCGUGGCGCAUCUUACUCCUCUCGGACGGAUCGGUGACGCGCCACCUUCGCCUGCUCUGCCCGAGGUUGCGGCAGACUCGACUGGAGUGCCUGCGGCAGGGGCCGGUGCCGUCGCCGUCGCAGGUUGGCGCGCCGGCGGUAACGCUGGGCAUGCCCGACGACUGCGAUCUCAUCGUCGGGCCCAUGGUCCAGAGGGAGGUACUCCUGCACAUCUCGCGAGGGGAUUUCUUCGCGGAUGACCAUUACCUCGACGCCGAGCUCAACGACGGCGAGCUCGCGAAGGACGGGGACGUGCCGAUGGUGUACGCGGCGUCGUGGUGGUCGGAGGAUAAUUUUCGUAAAUACAUGGUGGACGGUUCGAGCCCGAUGUGGAGCAACUUGAGGCAAGGGAACGUGGAGCUGUACAGGGAGGUGCGGAGGGUGUACAUGGGCGACAACGAGGAGCUCGCGUCAAUCUUCGGCUGCGACGGGCCCUUCUGGGGGCGGCACUACAUAUUCUGGCACGAUCAGAAGCCCAUGACGGUGGUGUACGAGGUUUUCAACCCCGCGCUCGAGCGGCAGCUCGGGCCC